CGAGCUGGCCCAGAGACCACUGGACCUCCUCUUUCUUCCUAAAUGUUGCUACUUAGAAUAUCUCAGUCUCUUCUUGGAAACUCCCUCACUGAAGUCUUCCAUGAAAGAGCUGACCAUGAUACUCAAUCUCCUCAUAUUUUGGAUUCUGGCUGCAUUAUGAUGAAUGACACUUUGACAUCAGAUGUCAUUGGUCGACGAGUUGCAGUUAAUGGAGAACAUGCAACAGUGCGUUUUUCUGGUAUUGUCCCUCCUGUGGCAGGACUCUGGUUAGGAGUAGAAUGGGACAAUCCCGAGAGAGGAAAGCAUGAUGGAAGCCACGAGGGGACUGUGUAUUUUAAAUGCAGGCACCCAACAGGAGGAUCCUUUAUUCGUCCCAACAAAGUAAAUUUUGGAGUGGACUUUCUCACUGCAGUGAAGAAUCGCUAUGUGUUAGAAGAUGGACCAGAGGAGGAUGUAAAAGAGCAAAUCGUUCUAAUUGGAAAUAAACCCGUGGAAACUAUUGGGUUUGACUCUAUUAUAAAACAGCAAAGUCAGCUGAGCAAGUUGCAAGAAAUUUCUCUGAGGAACUGUGCAGUGAAUUGUGCUGGUGACAGAGGAACAAUUGCCAAAGCAUGUCCUAAUAUCAGAAAAGCAGAUUUGUCAAGAAACCUGUUGUCCUCGUGGGAUGAAGUCCUAGAUAUUGCUGAUCAGCUCAAACACCUGGAAGUUCUUAAUCUCAGUGAGAAUAAACUCCGCUUUCCCUCGGGUUCACCGUCUCGAACCGGAACAUUUCCUGCACUGAAGGUUUUAGUCCUUAACCGAACAGGAAUAACAUGGGCAGAGGUGCUCCGGUGUGCCUCUGGAUGGCCAGUCCUUAAGGAGCUGUACCUCAAGUCCAACGAUCUUUUCAUUUCAGAAAGGCCGGCUGAUGUUCUACAGACAGUCAAAUUAUUAGACCUUUCCUCUAAUCAAUUAAUUGAUGAAAAUCAGCUGCUUCUAAUAGCCUAUCUGCCCAGAUUAGAACAACUAAUCCUUUCUGACAUUGGAAUUUCUUCUAUACAUUUUCCGGAUGCUGGACCUGGGCACAAAACAUCCAUGUUUCCUUCCUUGCAGUACCUUGUAGUAAAUGACAAUCAGAUAUCACAAUGGCCAUUUAUCAACGAGCUGGAUAAGCUACAGAGUCUGCACGCUCUGUCCUGCAUCAGAAACCCCCUGACCGAAGGGAGCAAGGAAGCAAAGACCACGCGUCAGCUCAUCAUCGCCAAAAUCGGUCAGUUGAAGACCCUGAACAAAUGCGAGAUUCUGCCGGAGGAGAGGCGGGGGGCUGAGCUUGAUUACCGGAAGGCAUUCGGAAAUGAAUGGAAGAAGGCCGGCGGACAUCAGGAUCCAGACAAAAACCGACCCCAUGAGGAGUUUCUCGAAGCGCAUCCCAGAUACCAGCUGCUGUGCCUUAAAUAUGGUGCGCCUGAAGACGGGGAACUCCAAACACAACAACCAUUUCUGCUCAAAAACCGGCUACUGACACUGAAGAUAAAAUACCCUAAUCAAGUUGAUCAGAGAGUCCUAGAGAAACAACUGCCAGACUCCAUGACAAUUCAGAAGGUGAAGGGACUGCUGGCCCGUCUCCUCAAAGUUCCUGUGUCGGAACUUCUGCUGUCCUAUGAAAGCCCCAAAAUGCCUGGCAGAGAGAUUGAACUAGAAAAUGACCAGCAGUCAUUACAGUUUUAUUCUGUGGAAAGUGGAGAUUGUCUAUUGGUGCGAUGGUAACAGUGAACUAAGAAAGUUCGGGGACUGCACUGUUUAUCCUGACUCGGGGCAGGGGGGGUACCGGAAAUAAAGGAUUUAUUGGAACAGUUCUGUUAGAAAAAGAGAGAGGUUUUACACCUUGCCCUAAGUAUAGAAAAGGUGGUAUUUUUCAUUGGGAAGAGACCAUUUCUAGGCUUGUAUAUAACAAUAGUAAUAAAGGCUUUGCACCUACUAAUGAUUUUCUGAUUUUAUUUCAUAUUUAUAGUUCAUGACUAUACAUUUCAGUAUGUGGAGAUUUAAAUAUUAAAUAGAACCUAGCUAGUCUAAUGAGAUCUGAACAUAAUGUCGGUCAUAGGACCAGUUUUAGUGGAACUCUAUGGAUACUACUAGUUUUAAAAGGUUUGAUUUGGAUAGUCAUUUUGGGAAAUGUCCCUUAAACUUAGGGAGCCGCCUCUUCUAUGUGUAACGUAUGCUAUGAUCUCUUCCCUCCGUCACACUGUUUUUAGAGUACUUACAAAAAUACAUUAUAUGCUUUUCCCUACAGUUGUACCUAAGCUGGGCAUAUAUUCUUCUACAGAAGAUUUCCAUCUCUGAUCAGAAUUCAGUUAGGUUAGGUAAACAUUACACAAAGACAGGAGGAAAGAAAAAAUUCAUUCUAAGUGCCCACUAUUUAGCUGUAUCCUUUCCCUACGUCACUAAAACCCUGAGAGGUAUUCGAUUUACAGCCACAGAAUUUUAGCUUUUUUUUAAUAGUACUAGACUGUGACCUUCAGGAUCUAUGUUAAAUGGCAAAAGAAAACUGGAAUUAGCUCACUUAAUAAAUAAGUGAACUUUAAAACCAAGGUCCAGAACUGAGAAUUAUAUAUAAGGGUUCCUUUUCCAGUUGCCCACUUCAUUCAGACAUUUCCAUUCCCAAACUUUGGUAUAAGUGACCACACAGCAUUCUGUGAGUUGUUUUUGGCCCUUAAUUUUCCUAAUUAUGCCUUACAGGGCCAUUCCGUAAUCCAGGCUGGAAUUCACAUUCUUGGCUGCUAAGAUUUCUGAACGAGGCCAAUUUUAACCAAAAGUGAUAGGUAAUGAAUUAUAAACUAGAAAUGAUACAUCAGGUUUUAGAAAUGUUUAUAAAACAGUUUGGUGUUUUUCAAAGUCUUGCAAUAUAGAAAUAAAAUUUUUGUUAUGUACAGGAUCAGCUGAGUUUUAAAAAGGACAUUCUGUGCAAACAUUUAGAAAGAUCACGUUGGUUACAGGUAAAAAGUGCCAACCGAGCACUAUCCCGGGCCGCCAGGCGUCUGCUGCCCCACCGCGGGCUCUCGGGGGACUCCGCUCAGCGGCCGCUCCCGCAGCGCGGCCGGUUAAAACCCUCCCGCGGCUGCCUCGCACCGGCAAGGAUCCCCGCACCGCUCCUUCAGCUGCCACAGCUGCGUCAGCUCCUGCGGCGAGUACUGCGGGGAGGACAGCAUGCCCGGCUCACACGUCUUCUCACACAGCCACAGGCCGUCCUGGCGACAAACCACACACAAGUGACUCGGGAGCCGUGGGGCCGAGCCCGUGGGUUCCGGGGGGGUGCGCGGCAGGCGGCAGAGGGACUUCUGUGACCAGGAAGCCCGGGCAGCACACACGGAGCUCCCUGCGGCUGUCCCCGCCGAGGCGUCUGACAUUCUGGGGGCCGCACCAAGUAUUAGCUAAUUCUCCAGAAACCCGGCGAGGGAGGACCCCUUUCCCUUUCCCAGACGACAAGCUGAGAGUGAAGGGCCCUGCCCAGGGUUGCAGUGAGGUUGGCAAAGGGAAGCCGAUGUGGGUGAGGUGAACCCGAGGGACCAAAACGGACUCAGCCUGAGUCCCGAGCACCAGCCUCCUUCGGAGACAGAACACAGAGCCAGAGAAGCCCGCUCGGUCUGAGAACACACCGAUGCUGCGUACUGUCAAACGCGCCUUGUUAAAGCGUGGCUGAGCCGGUGGCAAAGGAGAAGACCCUGGGGCAAAGGGGCCGGGCUCAGCACGUGCCCUGAAGGCUCCGCGGGGUUUGAAAAGGCCACGUCCAGCGACAGGGAGACUCAGAGCCAGGGCCCCUGAGGUGCCAGACAGACCUGGGGGAGAGGGAGGAGGAGUGAGUGUGUGUGUGUGUGUGUGUGUGUGUGUUUGUGUAAUUCAGAAAACAGAACCUGCGACUCAGCCUUGACCCUGGGUGCGAUGGAAAGGGGUCUGCCCUGAGCAUCUGGAAGCCCAGCCUGCACUUAGCUGGGUAUAUGGCAGGAGUCACGUUCUCCAACAAUGCAGUCAGAGAUGGGAAUGCCCUUCGGUGCAAGGCACACACAACAUAAAUCCUCUUCGCAAGAAUGCAUUUUAGGGGCGCCUGUGUGGCUCAGUUGGUUAAGCGACUGCCUUCGGCUCGGGUCAUGAUCCCGGGGUCCUGGGAUCGAGCCCCACAUCAGGCUCCCUGCUCCGCGGGAGGCCUGCUUCUCCCUCUCCCACUCCCCCUGCUUGUGUUCCCUCUCUCGCUGUGUCUCUCUCUGUCAAAUAAAUAAAUAAAAAUCUUUAAAAAAAAAAAAGAAUGCAUUUUAAAUGCCUCCAUUUCCAAGGAA
Mirounga angustirostris (Northern elephant seal) is the source of this 4307-nucleotide messenger RNA. RefSeq names its product tubulin folding cofactor E (gene TBCE). Gene Ontology annotation, molecular function: alpha-tubulin binding. The transcript is spliced from 17 exons. The record is from RefSeq and is a predicted model, not a curated record. The coding region runs from base 43 to 1746 and encodes 567 amino acids. Lineage: Eukaryota; Metazoa; Chordata; Mammalia; Carnivora; Phocidae. Gene Ontology annotation, biological process: microtubule cytoskeleton organization; tubulin complex assembly; post-chaperonin tubulin folding pathway. Gene Ontology annotation, cellular component: cytoplasm.